AUCCCUUUGAGUAGCCAUCUGCAUCGCCUCGAAGCUAGAGCCACGAAGGCUAAUUAGCUGUGCUUCUCCGCUUUUGAUCCAUGAGCGUACAUAUACAGCAAAUCCUACACUAAUCCUCUCAGUCCUUGCCAUCAGUUUUGCAGCUUAUUCUCAUCUGCCUAGCUUGUAACGAGCAGAAAUAACUCGCCGUUUUGUUUGCUGUGAGCAAGUAGAUCAACCUAGCAAGCUAGCAACUAGAGAUCAGCCAUUGAUUUGGGCCAGGAAAUGGAAUCGGCGUUGUACAAGGCGGCGACACAGGGUAAGGUGGAGAGGCUGAGGCAGCUGGUGGUGGGUGACCCAAGUAUCCUGAAGUCUAUGACGGCGCACCACGACACCGCGCUGCACCUCGCCGCAUGGCAUGGCCACGUCGAGUUUGCCCGUGAGGUCCUGGACUGGGACGAGGAGCUUUUCGUCGCCCGGAACGACGACGGCAACACCCCACUGCACCUGGCGGCCAAGGCCGGCAGGCUGGAGGUGGCGGAACUGCUCGUCCGCUACGCCGUGGCGUGGCCGCAGGACGAGAUCAGCAGGCCUCUGUCUAUGACCAACUAUCUGUCUAUCACCAACUAUGCAGGCAACUCUGCGCUGCACGAGGCGGUGCGGAACCGCAUGGUCUCUGUGGCGGUGGCUCUGCUGAGCGCCGACCCCAGCGGCGGCUACGCCCUCAACGCGCGGAUGGAGUCGCCGCUGCAAAUAGCCGCCCGCGAGGGUCUCUUCCACGUCGUCCAAAGGAUCCUUGAUUACAGUUGGGUCGAGCAGGAGUACAUGCCCUCUCCCAGCGGCACGGCUCUGCACCAGGCCGUGCUCGGUAAUAACCGCCGUAUCGUGGCGAUUCUGCUGGAGAAGCGACCUCAUCUGAUCGACCUGACUGAUGCCCACGGCAACAACGCCCUCCACUACGCGGCAGAGAAGAACCACCCGCAUGCAGUGGAGGUACUACUCAGAAAGCGGAUGGAGCUGGCCCACAUGAGCAACGGCGAGAGUAUGCCCCCCCUGCAUGUCGCCGUGCACUACGGCUCGACGGACGCCAUCAAGGCGCUGCUCCGGAUCUGCCCCGACGUGGUGGAUGGGUACGGCCGCAACGCCUUCCAUGCCUCCGCCACCUUCGGCAACACGCACUCGCUCAGAUGGCUACUCCGCCAUGUCCGCCCCGCGGAACCGCUCAACCGCGUCGACAUAGGCGGCAACACACCUCUGCACAAAGCUGCCUCGAUGAGCCAUGUCCAGUGCGCGCUGCUGCUGCUCCGGGACCGCCGCGUCGACCCCUGCAUCCGCAACCACAACGGCCAGACGGCGCGCAGCCUCCUCGAGACCAAGUUGGCCACCGGCGAGAUGAACACCUACGAGAUGGAGCUCCUGAAGCAGCUCAAGCAGCAAGAGUCCCUAAGGUGCCGCAUGCAGAAUGUGCCGCCCGCUGUCCCCGUCAGACGCAGGCCGCUCAGCAAUAAGGACUUCGACAGUGUCGUUGACUCCUACUUCCUCGCCGCAACCCUUAUCACCACCGUCUCCUUCGCCGCCACCUUCACCAUGCCCGGUGGUUAUGACCAGACCAGCGGCAUCACCCUCCAUGCUCACAGCACCGCGUUCAGGACCUUCGUGGUCUCCAAUACAGUCGCCAUGUGCAGCUCCAUCGUCGUCAUCUUCUUGCUCAUCUGGGCCAGGCAGGAGCCCGUCAAGCUCAGGCUCCACAACCUCUUCUGGAGCCAAAUCCUCACUGUCAUCGCCUGCCUCUCUAUGCUCCUCUCCCUCAUGACCACUGUCUACAUCACCGUAGCGCCAAAAGCCCCGUGGCCUGCCUACGCCGUCAUAGCCAUCGCUACCAGCAGUCCAGCCCUCUUCUUCAUUAUUACCUGGAUAGGGACAUGGUGAUCUAUGUCCGCUACAAACACUAGUAAGAUCAACAUUGUCACUGCUACAGCAAUUAUAUUUUUACAGCCGGAUGGUAACCCAUUUCUUAAGACGUUUGUAUACCAGCUUGAGGUCCCGUGACCUUUUUCGCCCUUGCGUGACUACUGCCGGCCCUUACCAUCUCAGAUAUCACUCACUGCUGGUAGUAACACGUACGAUACAUACUUCUUUGGACCCUUCAUGACAGAAAGUUUCUUAAAUUAUUUUGAAAUCUAAAUGACUUCAAAUAGAAAUAUGUCAACUACAAAGUUAUAGAUAUCGUCGAGAGCAAUAUCUCUUGUAAAAAAAUUCUCUUCUAAAUAAAUAUAAGUACUUUUCCCCA
Messenger RNA from Panicum virgatum (switchgrass), 2269 nucleotides. Its product is annotated as ankyrin repeat-containing protein At5g02620-like. Gene Ontology annotation, molecular function: protein phosphatase 1 binding; protein phosphatase regulator activity. The record is from RefSeq and is a predicted model, not a curated record. Gene Ontology annotation, cellular component: plasma membrane. NCBI's taxonomy places the organism in Eukaryota, Viridiplantae, Streptophyta, Magnoliopsida, Poales, Poaceae. The transcript has 2 exons. Bases 265 to 1908 code for a protein of 547 amino acids.